UUGCCUUGUUGCUACAGAGAGAGCAAGAUGGGUCACCAGCAACUCUACUGGAGCCAUCUGAGGAAACUCAGCCAGGGUUCUCCUCCUUGCCACGUCUGCUCAAACUGCCACAGUCUGAUCCGGAAAUACGGCCUCAACAUAUGUCGCCAGUGUUUCUGUCAGUACGCGAAGGACAUACGCUUCAUUAAGUUGGACUAA
This is a messenger RNA of Eptesicus fuscus (big brown bat), 198 nucleotides long. RefSeq names its product 40S ribosomal protein S29-like. Lineage: Eukaryota; Metazoa; Chordata; Mammalia; Chiroptera; Vespertilionidae. Gene Ontology annotation, molecular function: structural constituent of ribosome; zinc ion binding. The record is from RefSeq and is a predicted model, not a curated record. Gene Ontology annotation, biological process: translation. The coding region runs from base 28 to 198 and encodes 56 amino acids. The transcript has a single exon. Gene Ontology annotation, cellular component: ribosome; cytosolic small ribosomal subunit.